This is a messenger RNA of Talaromyces amestolkiae, 972 nucleotides long. RefSeq lists its product as uncharacterized. The transcript has a single exon. The record is from RefSeq and is a predicted model, not a curated record. Gene Ontology annotation, molecular function: oxidoreductase activity. The coding region runs from base 1 to 972 and encodes 323 amino acids. Lineage: Eukaryota; Fungi; Ascomycota; Eurotiomycetes; Eurotiales; Trichocomaceae.
AUGGACGCUGUCGUGAUAUCAGAAUUUGGUGGCCCAGAGGUCUUGAAAAGAGAGACGGUGCCGAAGCUGACACCUGUCCAUGGUGAAGUCUUGGUCCGUGUGAAGGCAUUUGGACUAAACCACGCAGAGAUGCAUAUGCGGAAAGGCGAAUGGGAUGAAUGGAACCCUAUUACCGGUCUUGAAUGUGUCGGUGUCGUUGAAGCUUGCCCAAGUGGUGACAUCCCAAUUGGAACCAAGGUUGCAGGCGUAAUGGGUGGAAUGGGACGCAAUCGACCAGGGAGCUACGGCGAGUUUGUCAAUAUACCGCUUACAAACGUCAUCCCAGUGGAGACCACGUUGUCCUGGGAGGAGUUUGCAGCCCUUCCCGAGGUUUAUUCGACAGCCUACUCGUGUCUUUUUACUGUAUUGGACCUACAGCCCGGCGAAUCGCUUCUGAUCCGUGGAGCAACCUCAACUCUGGGACAGGCAGCUCUACAUUUAGCUGUAGACGCAGGAGCCAAAGUCACUGCAACAUCUAGACGUGAGAGCAGAUUCAGUAUGUUGAAAGAAAUGGGAGCAAGCGAUGUAAGCAUCGAGAAAACAGGAAUACAAAGCGUGCUCGGCGAGAACAUCAAGUUCGAUAAAAUUCUCAACCUCAUCGGCAAUAGUGUCCUAGUUGAGACUUUUUCGCUUGUCCGGACACAUGGUCGUAUCUUGCAAGCUGGCUGGCUCGGGGGCCUUGCACCUGUACAGGACUUCAACCCCAUGGUUGAAAUGCAGUCGGGUGUUCAUUUUAGUCUUUUCCAUAGCAAAGUUCUCGGAACGCCUGAAUUCCCUAUGUCGGCUGUGCCACUUCAGCAGAUUGUGGACAAGAUUCAACGCGGGCGAUGGAACGCAAAGCCGACGCAUGUCUUCAACUACGAUGAUAUACAAGAAGCACACAAGUUAUUGGACUCUCACAACGCUGGAGGAAAGAUCGUCGUGAAACACUGA